This is a messenger RNA of Cotesia congregata, 2914 nucleotides long. The record is from the annotation of a GenBank genome assembly. Lineage: Eukaryota; Metazoa; Arthropoda; Insecta; Hymenoptera; Braconidae.
UGAAAAUAAAUCAGCACCAGUAAGAGAAGUCCGUUGUAAGCCGCCUCUCUGCCGUCGCAACACCCUGGACGCAAUAAUCUUCAACAAAAUGUGCGACCAAGCCGACGAGGAGGAUUCCGAUAACGAAAUAAAAUUAGACGAUGAUUCAAACUCCCCUUCCUCGGCCCCGGCGGGAAAUUUCGGACCCGCUAACGCCAAAGAUAACACUCGCAAGUGCAAGAGAAGCUUAAAAUUAACUCGGAAAAGCGAACGGGAGAUUAAAUUAGACAUGUCCUCUGAUUCCUCAGUAAAUCACCAAAACAACGACGUUAAUCCGUCCACGCCAACCUCCGUUACCAGAGAAGACAAUAUCAUCAGCAACAUGACUCUUCUCUGCGGAGUUAUCGAGACGAAAAAUCGGUUCCGGUGCCUCAGGUCCAAGCCCGUGGAGGUAGAAGCCCGGAAAGAGGCCGAUGAAACCGUUAAAUUCUUCCUGGCCAAUGAUUCCGAUGAAGCUGCUGAUAGAGUCAGUGAAAGUGAUGACAAGAAAAUCGUCGGCAGAGAAAUUUUCCAUGAAACUUUUUCACACGCGAUUCACUUGUCAGCCAAUGACCGUGAGCGCAACUGUUGCCGGCAAAUAAGCAGUGAAGAAUCUCGUUGGCAAAACGAGCUGAAAGACCUGAUCUGGCUGGAGCUUCAGGCAUUCCACGCUGACCGUAGUCUGGUGGAACAGGACGAGUUUCUGUGCAGACAACGGGACGCGAUCUGCCCAUUGCUCACCGAAAUCCUAAACUACAAAUACGACCCAGCGUCAAGCUUGAUAGAGAACGGAUCAGCGACAUCUAGCGCAGAUUCCGGAUUCGAAGGUUCCCUGGUUCCGUCGCUCCCCUCACCAUUCUUGGGAUCAGAUCCUGAGUUUUCCCUGGCAUGCUACGGCUGCCUGUCAAUGCACUGCAUCACCUGCCGGCAAUGCCAGAUUACCGCGCUUAGGCAAGUAGAAAGCCUGCUUAUCCGACUGCAGACCGCGGAAUCCUUGUACCCAUCUUCUCAAGCGUUUGCAGCGCACUACCCGCAGUACAAGAGUCCAGAAUUCACCGGUAGGGUCAAGGCCAUGUGUCUCUGGUACAACAUGAUGCGUCGUCACCGUCUGAAGCUUAGAAUCCUCCGUAAGAUGCUAAUCCCCGGGCCAAAACCAUCCCGAGACUCAGUAGACUCGAGCAUGGACCCUAAAUUUGAGAUCUUCGACUUGGAUUCUCCAAAUCCUUGCGGCUCGCUAAAGUCCACCUUCAUCUACUUCGACGAGGGACAUCUAGAGCAAUUAGACUUCGACACCACCGAGAUAGAACGGGUUUCCUACCGCCGGUACAUUGAAGAUGUCCUUAAAACCCGCGGGCUCAGCAAAUCCCUGAACUUCUUGGAGCGUCUGCAUAUGUCGGUCUUGAGAAAAGCCAACCUGGCCCUGACUAAGGACCAAACUAGCUCCAUUUACGAAGAAUACGAAGAUCUGGAUCUGAAGCGAUACGGCUUUUGGAGCCCAGAAUCCCAAGCUCUGAAUCUCCCUUCGUAUGCCAACGUGUUCCUCUUCCUGUCAAGAGUUCCCCUGGACAUCGUCCACGAGUUUUUGGAGAUGCGCCUCCAGCAGAAGCCAGUGGCUCCAGGAGCGCUUAGCGUUAGACAGCUGAUGAGAGAAAUGCGGGAAGGCUUAAAAAUAGCUUGCAUCUAUCGCGACAGGUUCUUGGCCCAUUCCCGAACUGUGGCUGAAGCUGGGGAGGUUGAUAUCGCUGCUUUUGAUGACAGCCUUCAGAAGGUGUUUGUCGUUUACUUGGACUACCUUAAACAGUGGGUUGAAAUGGUACCUUGCGGAAACUACCAGAAGGGUUUGAUUGAUGACGAAUGGACAUUUGUCAAAUCAAUAGCCAGGAACAUCAAGAACGGAUUCACGAUAGGCGGAGUCAAGUUCUGCGAGAUAAACGGAGUGAUGAUUCACGAAGUGAUCGAAUUCUUGGGCACCAGACCCUUAGAAAUCGAAGAAUCUAUGGCGGAGAUUGAAGAGAGUGAGGAUGUAAGGUACCAGUUCAUGUCUCUGGGUCGGGAAUGGCAAGCAAUGUUCAUAGAAGCUCGCGAGAAGCUUACUAAGAGUCUUCUUCUGACCCGGUCGUUGAAGCGCGACUUGGACCAGAGUCCCAACGAUGAUCUAACGACUGCUUUGGAUACCCUGAAGCACGUGAUUUACGAUCUCAGAACGAGAAUCUGCAGCGUGGUGAGCCAGUUUCAAGUGAGGGUUGAUCAGGCUGAUGAGUCCAAACUAGAAAAUGACUUGGCGUUCAAGACUCGCGUCCGUGAAAUCCUUCACCAAGCUUACAGGCUAGGCUUUGAUUAUCAUCGGGAGGUGAUUCGGAUUUUCCAGGCGAACAAGCAGCUAGUCAAGGGAUUGGUCAGCUUCGCUGAGCUCUGGAUUGAGUUUGUGGUAACCAGGUGUGAGCGGGGCCGUGGAUUGAGACCCAGAUGGGCUCACCAUGGGUUAGAAUUCCUGAUUAUGACCUGCGAACCAGCAAACACUGAGUUCUUGGAUGAGCAAGACUUUGCCGAGCUGAAAACCAAGAUGGAAGCAUGCUGGGCUCACAUAAUUGGAGAAGCGGAGGUUGUUUCCGAUGAGCUGAAGCCUCUUCCACUGUCCAGGACCACGUCGCCCAGAAUCAGCGUCAAGGACCUGAAGGGUUGCAAAGAGAACGUCAGCUUGAUCAUGUUCAAAGUUGGAAUGGGCGAAGUUCCUGCUAUGCCUAAGAACUUGUGCAAUGAAGGGAUCGAUUUGAUUGAAAAGUCCCUGCAGCAUGAUGCUAAGAAAAGGCCGCAUGCUAAUGAUCUUCUGGCUCAUCCUUUUGCUAGGAAUUAUGAUGAUGUUAAUGUCGAGCUGCUAAGUCGCAUUGUUGUCUAG